Pan troglodytes (chimpanzee) is the source of this 2768-nucleotide messenger RNA. It is a transcript of the gene NOM1, whose product is annotated as nucleolar protein with MIF4G domain 1. NCBI's taxonomy places the organism in Eukaryota, Metazoa, Chordata, Mammalia, Primates, Hominidae. The transcript has 11 exons. The record is from RefSeq and is a predicted model, not a curated record. Gene Ontology annotation, molecular function: protein binding; RNA binding. Gene Ontology annotation, cellular component: nucleolus. Bases 105 to 2624 code for a protein of 839 amino acids. Gene Ontology annotation, biological process: ribosomal small subunit biogenesis.
CCCGCCUCGGCCGGAAGUCGUGCGUCCACGCGUUUCGAAAGAUGGCGGCGUCCAGGAGCGCGUGAGAGGGCGGGCCGGGCGGCUCUCAGGGACGCGUGGUCCGCAUGAAGCGCAGAGGCGGGCGCGGGCCGCGCCGCGGUCCUGCUGGCGGUGGGGAGAAGGCCCUGAAGAGGCUCAAGCUAGCGGUGGAGGAGUUCGUGCACGCGACUUCGGAGGGCGAGGCUCCCGGGGGUUGCGAGGGGCGCGGCGCCCCGGUGAGCUUUCGCCCAGGAGGGAGAAAAAGCCGUAAGGAACUGAGGAAGGAGAAGCGGCACCUGCGGAAAGCACGCCGGCUGCAGAGGACGGCGGGCCCCGACCAGGGUCCCGGCCCGGGAGGCCGAAGCGGAGCCGAAGAAGCCAGCGGUCCCCGGCGGGACACGGAGGAGCGCGCCCGCCCAGCCCCUAGUCGGGACCCCUCGCCUCCCAGGAAGCCGCGGCCGUCCCGGGUCAAGGCCAAGGCCACGGCCGCCACCGCAAAGACCAGACCCUCCGCAGCCGCCACCGCCGCUGCCCGGAAACGGGCGCUUUUAGCGGCCAACGAGGAGGAGGACCGAGAGAUCCGGAAGCUGGAGCGUUGCCUCGGUUUGAACAAGCGCAAAAAGAAGGACGGCAGCAGCUCCGUGCCGCUGAGCUUUGCACGCGACGGUCUUGACUAUAUUCUGGGAGCCCUGGAGUCUGGGAAAAAUAGCGGCUUGUACGACAGCAGUGGUGAGGAGGAGGAAGAUGCCGGACACACACUCCCCGAAAGUGACUUAGAGAGUGACUCCCAGGACGAAAGUGAGGAGGAGGAGAAGGGAGACGUAGAAAAGGAAAAGAAGGCGCAGGAAGCAGAAGCGCAGAGCGAGGACGACGACGAGGAUACGGAAGAGGAACAGGGGGAAGAAAAGGAAAAGGGAGCGCGGGAGAAAAGGAGGGGGAAGAGAGUCCGUUUUGCAGAAGAUGAAGAAAAGAGUGAAAAUUCCUCGGAGGACGGUGACAUAACGGAUAAGAGUCUUUGUGGAAGUGGUGAAAAGUACAUCCCACCUCAUGUGAGGCGAGCUGAGGAGACAGUGGACUUCAAGAAAAAGGAAGAACUAGAAAGGCUGAAGAGACAUGUAAAAGGUCUACUUAACAGGUUGAGUGAACCCAACAUGGCUUCCAUCAGUGGGCAGCUGGAGGAACUGUACAUGGCCCACAGCAGAAAGGACAUGAAUGACACCCUGACCUCCGCUCUCAUGGGUGCCUGCGUCACUGCCUCGGCCAUGCCCAGCAGACUGAUGAUGGAGCAUGUUUUCUUAGUCAGCAUCCUUCACCACACAGUUGGAAUCGAGGUCGGUGCCCACUUUCUGGAGGCAGUGGUGAGGAAGUUCGAUGCCGUCUAUAAACACGGAAGCGAAGGGAAAGAGUGUGACAACCUGUUCACCGUCAUUGCCCAUUUAUACAACUUCCACGUGGUACAGUCUCUCCUCAUCUACGACAUUUUGAAAAAACUGAUUGGAACUUUCACCGAAAAAGAUAUUGAACUGAUCUUGUUAAUGCUGAAAAACGUGGGUUUUUCAUUGAGGAAAGAUGAUGCUUUAUCACUUAAGGAACUGAUCACUGAAGCCCAGACCAAAGCCAGCGGGGCAGGCAGCGAGUUUCAGGACCAGACCAGGAUUCGGUUUAUGCUAGAGACGAUGUUGGCCCUGAAGAACAAUGACAUGCGCAAAAUUCCAGGCUAUGACCCCGAGCCCGUGGAGAAGCUGAGGAAACUGCAGAGAGCUUUGGUCCGCAACGCCAGCUCAGGUUCUGAGACUCAGCUUCGCGUCUCCUGGGACAGCGUCUUGAAUGCGGAGCAGACAGGUCGCUGGUGGAUUGUGGGGUCCGCCUGGAGUGGGGCCCCGAUGAUCGACAACAGUCACCACACGCACCUGCAGAAGCAGCUUGCGGGGACGGUCAGUUCAAAGAUCCUAGAACUCGCCCGGAAGCAGAGGAUGAACACGGACAUCCGGAGAAACAUAUUCUGCACGAUAAUGACAAGUGAAGAUUUUUUGGAUGCUUUUGAAAAGCUUCUGAAGCUUGGACUUAAGGAUCAGCAGGAGAGAGACAUAAUUCACGUUCUCAUGGAUUGCUGCCUUCAAGAGAAAACUUAUAAUCCCUUCUAUGCUUUCCUGGCUAGCAAAUUCUGUGAAUAUGAAAGGAGAUUUCAGAUGACUUUCCAGUUCAGCAUAUGGGACAAAUUUCGGGACUUGGAAAACUUGCCAGCUACGAAUUUCUCUAAUUUGGUUCAUCUGGUGGCCCACUUGCUGAAGACAAAAUCGCUUUCCCUUUCCAUCUUAAAGGUAGUUGAAUUCAGUGAAUUGGACAAACCCAGAGUCCAUUUUUUACGAAAAGUAUUAAGUAUCCUAUUAAUGGAAACGGAAGUUGAAGACCUCAGUUUAAUUUUCACAAGAGUAUCUGACAACCCAAAGCUGGGGAUGUUACGUGAGGGUUUGAAGCUUUUCAUCAGCCACUUCUUGCUAAAGAAUGCACAGGCCCACAGAAGCGCCGACGAAGCCAACGUGCUGAGAGAGAAAGCUGACCUUGCAACGAAGUGUCUGCAAGGAAAAGCUUCCCUGAGAAUGUAGUCAGGGAAGGAAGGAGGGCAGGUGGCCCUUUGACUGUAAAAUAUCCUUUGUAAACCCAAAGGCUUAUUCUGUUGCCUGCGUGUGAAUGUUUGGUAGAGCUAUAUCAUUGUCUGUUAAUGUAUUAUAUUUUGAGAUUUUUUUUGA